Messenger RNA from Komagataella phaffii GS115, 936 nucleotides. RefSeq names its product Metalloprotease subunit of the 19S regulatory particle of the 26S proteasome lid. The transcript has a single exon. The coding region runs from base 1 to 936 and encodes 311 amino acids. Gene Ontology annotation, molecular function: metallopeptidase activity; protein binding; proteasome binding. The record is from RefSeq and is a predicted model, not a curated record. Gene Ontology annotation, cellular component: proteasome regulatory particle, lid subcomplex. Gene Ontology annotation, biological process: protein deubiquitination; proteasome-mediated ubiquitin-dependent protein catabolic process. NCBI's taxonomy places the organism in Eukaryota, Fungi, Ascomycota, Pichiomycetes, Pichiales, Pichiaceae.
AUGGAUAGACUACAAAGACUGCUCGGACAGGCUGGAGGACUGGGUGGAACCAGCGGACCAUUAUCUGAUGGACCAGCAAUUGAUACUGCAGAGACAGUUCAUAUAUCUUCUCUAGCGCUACUAAAAAUGCUCAAACAUGGAAGAGCAGGUGUGCCGAUGGAAGUGAUGGGCUUGAUGCUGGGUGAGUUUGUCGACGAAUACACAGUUCACGUAAUUGACGUGUUUGCAAUGCCUCAAUCGGGAACUGGUGUCAGUGUUGAAGCCGUCGAUGAUGUUUUUCAAACGAAGAUGAUGGAUAUGCUAAAACAAACGGGGAGAGAUGAAAUGGUUGUCGGAUGGUACCACUCACAUCCAGGUUUUGGAUGCUGGCUAUCGUCUGUAGAUAUCAACACACAACAAUCGUUUGAACAGCUAAACAAGCGAGCUGUAGCUGUUGUUAUUGAUCCAAUCCAAUCGGUCAAGGGUAAGGUAGUGAUUGAUGCCUUCCGAUUAAUCAACUCGACGUCUCUUCUUAUGGGUCAGGAGCCUCGUCAAACAACGUCCAACUUGGGAUUACUCAACAAACCAUCAAUCCAGGCAUUAAUUCAUGGUCUUAAUCGUCAUUACUAUUCUCUAAACAUCGACUACCGUAAAUCCAACAACGAAAUCGGAAUGCUACUAAAUCUACACAAGAAAGAAUGGCAGUCAGGUCUGAGAAUGAAUGACUAUGCUAUCAAGGAAGCCAACAAUGUGGAAGAUACAAAGAGACUGGUUCAGAUUGCAGAACAGUAUGUUACUCGUAUUCAAGAAGAACGAGAUCUUUCCGAAGAACAGCUGAAGACACGAUAUGUGGGAAAACAGGAUCCCAAGAAGCAUCUUGCGGAGAUUUCUGAUACCCGAAUUGAGGAAAAUGUCGUAUCAUUGUUAUCGGGAAAUGUUAAUUCUCUUUCCAUUUGA